UAUAAGGCCAAAUUAGAAUUUGCAAACUGGCCCUCUGCUACCUCUGUUUCUGGAGCAGCUCUCUCUGUCUGUCUCUGAGAUCCCCGUCUUCGCGCCCGCCUCUCUCGCUCUCCUCUUCCCCUUUGACCGCCUCGGUCACUGCUCCCUUCACCUCCACUGAGUCCUUUGACCCACCAAUUUAUACUCUCCCCUCCUCCCGGAACUUCCGUCGAACACUUCGCCAGCGACAUGGAGACCGAAGGGUCGCCGGCCAGCACCCUCCAAGAACUCAGCUCCAACGAGAGUGAAUGCGACGACCGGAGCAGCCCCGGCGGAGGGUCGGGUUUCAUGGCGGGUUCGGGCUACUCGUCCUGCCCGUCGAAGCCCCACAAGGGGAACGACAUCAAGUGGGAGGCGAUUCAGCGCGUGAAGGCGCGGGACAAGCAGCUGGGUCUGGGUCACUUCAGGCUGCGGAAGAAGCUCGGGAGCGGGGACAUCGGGAGCGUGUACCUCUCCGAGCUCCGGGGGAUGGGGUGCCUCUUCGCGAUGAAGGUGAUGGACAAGGGGAUGCUGGAGGCGAGGAAGAAGACGGGGAGGGCCCGGACCGAGAGGGACAUUCUGGGAAUCUUGGACCACCCGUUCUUGCCGACGCUCUACUCCCACUUCGAGACCGAGAAGUUCUCGUGCCUGCUGAUGGAGUUCUGCAGCGGCGGCGACCUCCACACCCUCAGGCAGAAGCAGCCAGGGAAGCAUUUCUCGGAGCACGCGGCAAGGUUCUAUGCCUCGGAAGUGCUUCUUGCACUUGAGUACCUGCAUAUGAUGGGGGUGGUCUACAGGGACCUGAAGCCCGAGAACGUGUUGGUCCGAGACGAUGGUCAUAUAAUGCUCUCUGACUUCGACUUGUCCCUUAGGUGUUCAGUCAACCCCACCCUCGUCCGCUCAAACACCAACCCAGCCUGCAGGGCGUACUGUAUUGAACCCUCAUGCAUUGUCAGCCCGUCGUGUAAAUUGCCAGUCUGUGUUGAGCCCUCAUGCCUACAGCCCUCUUGCUUCAAGCCACGUUUCUUGAGCUCCAAGGAGCACAAGGUGAAGCCCGAAAGAGUAAGGCCAGUAGAUACACGGCCCCAGUUGAUUGCUGAGCCGACAGCUGCUCGUUCAAUGUCUUUUGUCGGGACCCAUGAGUAUUUAGCUCCUGAGAUCAUCAGAGGGGACGGUCAUGGGAGCUCGGUGGAUUGGUGGACGUUUGGUAUCUUCUUGUUCGAGCUGAUGUGUGGGAGAACCCCGUUUAAGGGGAACAACAACAGGGAGACCCUAUUCAAUGUUGUCGGGCAGCCCCUAAAAUUCCCCGAGGGGUUUUCUGGGAGCUUCGCUGCCAAGGAUCUGAUCCGGGGGCUUCUUGUUAAGGACCCUCAGAAGAGGCUCGGGUUCAAACGUGGGGCCACUGAGAUUAAGCAGCAUCCCUUCUUUGAGAGCAUCAACUGGGCCCUAGUCCGAAGCAUGAGCCCCCCUGAAAUCCCAAAACCACCCAUUGAUCUUGAUUUCUCGACUCACAUCUUCAAAACGUCCGUGCCAUCCAAUGCAAAGGCGGCUUCCGACUCAGAUAGGUCCUCGGGGCCUUACUUAGAGUUCGAGUUCUUUUGAAAAUUUUGGCGGGAUCCACGGGCCGCAAUUGUGUGAGGUAGUUAGCUGGUUAGUUAGUUAUUUAGGGGAGUCUUGUUUAUUCAUCGUCUCAAUGAAAUAUUUUUGUUCUGUAAUUGCCGGCAUAAUUCCCCCCUUUUCUGA
Molecule: messenger RNA, 1761 nt
Organism: Punica granatum (pomegranate)
Lineage: Eukaryota; Viridiplantae; Streptophyta; Magnoliopsida; Myrtales; Lythraceae
Source: RefSeq, a predicted model, not a curated record